GAUUUUGCAUUUCAAGGCAGGGAGCCUGUAUGUAAACAGUACAGAUCUCUCCCCUGUCAGCUCCUGCACACUGCUUUGUAUGGCUCAGCAUAGCAGAGCCAUACAAAGCAGUGUGCUUACAGUGUAAAGCACACACACAACACACAGUGAAACAGCACACAGUUAACCCUUUGAUCACUCCAGAUGUUAACCCCUUCCUGCCCAGUUUCAUUAGUACAGUGUCAGUGCUUUUUAUUAGCACUGAUCACUGUAUUGGUGUUACUGGGGAUGUCAGUGACACUUGUCAGUUCCCCUCUCAGUAUCACAAUGCCCACCACAGUCCCACUAUAA
Messenger RNA from Staurois parvus, 330 nucleotides. The record is from the annotation of a GenBank genome assembly. NCBI's taxonomy places the organism in Eukaryota, Metazoa, Chordata, Amphibia, Anura, Ranidae.